UACUACACUAUGUUAGUUUUGGAAAGCAGAUUAAGAUCGAUCAAAACAAUAAUCUAUGGCUUCGUACUGUUUAUUAUACAUCUUCAUAUAUCUUUGUUCUUAUCACAUUGCUCAAACAGUUCAGAAAGAAAUAGAAUACGAAUGUGUGGAUAUCUAUAAGCAACCUGCAUUUCAACAUCCAUUGAUGAAAGAUCACCAAAUCCAGAUGAGACCAAGUGUCGAUUUUCAAACCACGGUAUCGACGGAGCCGGAAACAUCAGAUUUAUUCACUGGUAAAGCAGAAGAAAGGUGUCCUAAAGGACAAGUACCAAUUCACAUACCGCAAAUUAACUAUACUAAUGACUUUGUCCAACCGAAUAGAAUAAUUACAGAAGCCAAUCUACAUUAUGCAAUUAUUAGACCAUUUGAGAAUUACACAAAGAUAUGGGGUGGAGCGCAAGCGGUUUUCAAUAUUUACAAACCACGAGUAUUGAGAAAUCAAUUUAGUAAAGCUUGGAUUUGGCUAAAUCACAGAGAAAAAGAUGUAAUAAGCAGCAUCCAAUUUGGUUGGGCAGUGCAUAUAGGAUUGUACCGAGAUGAUCGCCCAAGGUUAACAACAUACUGGAUAUCAAAUCGACACCAAAACGGAUGCUACAAUGUGUUAUGUCGAGGAGGAUAUGUCCAAGUCCAUAAGACAAUCUACCCCGGUAUGGCUUACAAUAAAAUUAGUGUCUUAGGCAAAAGACAGUCCACUGCUCAUCUUCUCGUCGGUCAGGAUUCCAGAACAAAAAACUGGUUAUUGAUGACGAGAAAAACCUUGAUAGGCUAUUGGCCCUAUCAAAUUUUUUCGAUGCAAGGAGUAUCACAAGUUUUCUUCGGCGGAUAUACAGGGGGGUUAGCUGGAGCUAUCAGCCCUCCUAUGGGGGCAGGAACUUUUCCGAGACAAGUAGGAUAUCGAAACAAGUUUGCAUGUUUCAUGAAACAACUUAAGUAUUUUGAGGAUAAAAGACUAGUAGAUAUUGAUUCGAACGAGUUUGAGGAAUAUGUGGAUAGUCCAAAGUGUUACGAUGUAUGGUAUCGCGAGUUUGAAAUACGAAGUGGAGAGAUGCUAACCUUCGGUGGACCUGGUGGACAAUGUGGUAUCUAAUCAAUGGUUUCUUUGUUGUUGUUCUUUUUUUCCAUUUUAGCUUAUCUUGUUAUUGUUUUUUUUUUAACACAGAUUAUAUUGUUAUUGUUGCUUCGUAAUAAUAGUGCUAAUAAUUUGUAGGUAUGAUUUUAUGGCAUUUUUUAUUCAAAUUUAAUAAAAUAAACUUAUUAUUCUUA
Molecule: messenger RNA, 1302 nt
Organism: Arabidopsis thaliana (thale cress)
Lineage: Eukaryota; Viridiplantae; Streptophyta; Magnoliopsida; Brassicales; Brassicaceae
Product: carboxyl-terminal proteinase-like protein, putative (DUF239)
Exons: 7
Coding region: 56-1126 (356 amino acids)
Source: RefSeq, marked reviewed